Molecule: messenger RNA, 2139 nt
Organism: Puma concolor (puma)
Lineage: Eukaryota; Metazoa; Chordata; Mammalia; Carnivora; Felidae
Gene: SLCO1C1
Product: solute carrier organic anion transporter family member 1C1
Biological process (GO): bile acid and bile salt transport; sodium-independent organic anion transport; transmembrane transport
Cellular component (GO): basolateral plasma membrane
Molecular function (GO): bile acid transmembrane transporter activity; protein binding
Source: RefSeq, a predicted model, not a curated record
AUGGACACUUCAUCCAAAGAAAAUAUCCAGUUAUUCUGCAAAAGUUCAAUGCAACCUGUCGGGCGACCUUCCUUAACAACAGAAUAUUCUUCCUCAAAGGAGAAACAACAGUGCUGUGGUGAACUGAAGGUAUUUUUGGGUGCCUUGUCUUUUGUUUACUUUGCCAAAGCAUUGGCAGAAGGCUAUCUGAAGAGCACCAUCACUCAGAUAGAGAGAAGGUUUGAUAUCCCCUCUUCACUGGUGGGAGUUAUUGAUGGUAGUUUUGAAAUCGGGAAUCUCUUAGUUAUAACAUUUGUUAGCUACUUUGGAGCCAAACUUCACAGGCCAAAAAUAAUCGGAACAGGGUGCCUAAUCAUGGGAGUUGGAACACUGCUCAUUGCGAUGCCUCAGUUCUUCAUGCAGCAGUACAGAUAUGAAAAGUAUUCUCCUUUCUCUAAUUCCACUCUGAGCAUCUCUCCAUGUCUCCUGGAGUCAGACAAUCAAUUACCUAUCUCAAUUAUAGAAAAAUCACAAUCCAAAAGAAGUGAUGAAUGUGAAAUUGAUGCCAGCUCUUCCAUGUGGGUUUAUGUUUUCCUGGGGAACCUUCUUCGUGGAAUUGGGGAAACUCCUAUUCAGCCUCUAGGCAUUGCCUACCUUGAUGAUUUUGCCAGUGAAGACAAUUCUGCUUUCUAUAUUGGGUGUGUGCAGACGGUUGCAAUUAUAGGACCAAUCUUUGGCUUCCUGCUAGGCUCAUUAUGUGCCAAACUGUAUGUUGACAUUGGCUUCGUAAACCUAGAUCACAUAACCAUUACUCCCAAGGAUCCUCAGUGGGUAGGUGCCUGGUGGCUGGGUUAUCUAAUAGCAGGAAUUGUAAGUCUUCUUGCAGCUGUGCCUUUCUGGUGUUUACCAAAGAGUCUACCUAGACCCCGAAGUAGAGAGGAUUCCAAUUCUUCCUCUGAGAAAUCCAAGUUUAUUAUGGAUGAUCGCACAGACUACCAAACACCCCAUGGAGAAAAGUCAAAAAUAAUGGAAAUGGCAAGAGAUUUUCUUCCAUCACUAAAGAAUAUUUUUGGAAAUCCACUGUACUUGUUAUAUUUGUGUGCGAGCACUGUUCAGUUCAACUCUUUGUUUGGAAUGGUAACCUAUAAACCCAAGUACAUUGAGCAACAGUAUGGGCAGUCAGCCUCCAAGGCCAACUUCGUUAUUGGGCUCAUCAAUAUACCUGCAGUGGCCCUUGGAAUAUUCUCUGGGGGAAUAGUUAUGAAAAAAUUCAGAAUCAGUCUGUAUGGAGCUGCAAAACUCUACUUGGGAUCAUCUGUUCUUGGGUACCUCCUAUUCCUUUCCCUGUUUGCACUGGGCUGUGAAAAUUCUGAUGUGGCAGGACUAACUAUUUCCUACCAAGGAACCAAACCUGUCUCUUAUCAUGAACGAGCUCUCUUUUCAGAUUGCAACUCAAGAUGCAAAUGUUCAGAGACAAAAUGGGAACCUGUGUGUGGCGACAAUGGAAUCACAUAUGCAUCGGCAUGUCUCGCUGGCUGUCAGACCUCCACCAGGAAUGGACAAACUAUGAUGUUUUAUAACUGCACCUGUGUGGGAAUUGCAGCUUCAAAGUCAGGAAAUUCCUCAGGCGUGAUGGGCAGGUGUCAAAAAGAUAAUGGAUGUCCCAAAAUGUUUCUGUAUUUCCUUGUAAUUUCAGUCAUCACAUCCUAUACUUUAUCCCUAGGUGGCAUACCUGGAUACAUAUUGCUUCUAAGGUGCAUUAAGCCACAACUUAAGAGUUUUGCCCUGGGAAUCUACACCUUGGCAAUAAGAGUUCUUGCAGGAAUCCCAGCUCCUGUGUAUUUUGGAAUUUUGAUUGACACUUCAUGCCUCAAAUGGGGAUUUAAAAGAUGUGGAAGUAGAGGAUCCUGCAGAUUAUAUGAUUCAAAUGCUUUCAGACACAUAUAUCUGGGACUAACUGUGAUGCUGGGCACAGUGUCUAUUUUCCUAAGUAUUGCAGUACUUUUCACUUUAAAGAAAAAUUGUGUUUCAAAACAUAGAAGCUUCAGAACCAAGAGAGAAGGAACAAUGGUGUCUACAACAAUCAGGAAGGAAAACUGUACUACAGGUGAUCAUUUGCUACAACCCAACUACUGGCCAGGCAAGGAAACACAGCUUUAG